GUCAAUCGGCGGGUCAGCGGGCCGGGCCGGUGGGUCUGGCAGUUCUACGUGGCCGGUAGCGAGCGAGUGAGGCUGCCCGGGCUGGGACCGAUGCAGCCAUGCCUCUCCGACUUGAGAUCAAGAGAAAGCUAACUGCUCGAUCUGACCGAGUUAAGAGUGUAGAUUUGCACCCCACAGAACCAUGGAUGUUGGCAAGUCUUUACAAUGGAAGUGUGUGUGUUUGGAAUCAUGAAACACAGACACUGGUGAAGACAUUUGAAGUGUGUGACCUUCCCGUUCGUGCUGCAAAAUUUGUUGCAAGGAAAAACUGGGUUGUGACAGGAGCGGAUGACAUGCAGAUCAGAGUGUUCAACUAUAAUACUCUGGAGAGAGUCCAUAUGUUUGAAGCACACUCAGACUACAUUCGUUGUAUUGCUGUGCAUCCAACCCAGCCUUUUAUACUAACUAGCAGUGAUGACAUGCUUAUUAAACUCUGGGACUGGGAUAAAAAAUGGUCUUGCUCACAAGUGUUUGAAGGACACACCCAUUAUGUUAUGCAGAUUGUUAUUAACCCCAAAGAUAAUAAUCAGUUUGCCAGUGCAUCUUUGGACAGGACCAUUAAGGUGUGGCAGCUUGGCUCUUCUUCCCCAAACUUCACUCUGGAGGGACAUGAGAAAGGUGUGAACUGUAUUGAUUACUACAGUGGUGGAGACAAACCCUACCUCAUUUCAGGGGCUGAUGAUCGUCUUGUCAAAAUAUGGGAUUAUCAGAACAAAACAUGUGUGCAGACACUGGAGGGGCAUGCUCAGAAUGUAUCAUGUGCCAGUUUUCAUCCUGAAUUGCCAAUCAUCAUUACAGGCUCAGAAGAUGGAACUGUGCGCAUUUGGCAUUCAAGCACGUACCGCCUAGAAAGCACAUUGAACUAUGGCAUGGAGCGGGUGUGGUGUGUGGCCAGUCUGAGGGGGUCCAACAACGUUGCUUUGGGUUAUGAUGAAGGGAGCAUCAUUGUCAAGCUGGGUCGGGAGGAGCCAGCUAUGUCCAUGGAUGCCAAUGGAAAGAUAAUUUGGGCCAAACAUUCAGAGGUCCAGCAGGCUAAUCUGAAAGCAAUGGGAGAUGCUGAAAUUAAAGAUGGGGAGAGAUUGCCACUGGCAGUGAAGGACAUGGGCAGUUGUGAAAUCUACCCUCAAACUAUUCAGCACAAUCCUAACGGGCGGUUUGUUGUGGUGUGUGGUGAUGGUGAAUACAUCAUCUACACAGCAAUGGCAUUGAGGAACAAGAGCUUUGGGUCUGCCCAGGAAUUUGCAUGGGCCCACGAUUCUUCAGAAUAUGCAAUCAGAGAGAGCAGCAGUGUUGUAAAAAUAUUUAAGAACUUUAAGGAAAAAAAAUCAUUUAAGCCAGAUUUUGGGGCUGAAAGCAUCUAUGGAGGCUUCUUGUUGGGAGUCAGGUCUGUGAAUGGCUUAGCUUUCUAUGAUUGGGACAAUACAGAGCUCAUACGCAGAAUUGAAAUUCAGCCCAAACAUAUUUUCUGGUCUGACUCUGGAGAGCUUGUAUGUAUUGCCACCGAGGAGUCAUUUUUUAUCCUUAAGUAUCUGUCGGAAAAAGUCUUGGCGGCACAGGAAACACAUGAGGGAGUUACUGAAGAUGGCAUUGAAGAUGCCUUUGAGGUUCUUGGUGAGAUUCAGGAGAUUGUGAAAACAGGACUGUGGGUAGGCGAUUGCUUCAUUUACACAAGUUCGGUGAACAGACUCAAUUAUUACGUUGGAGGAGAAAUCGUCACCAUUGCCCACCUAGACAGGACGAUGUACCUAUUGGGAUAUAUUCCCAAAGACAACAGGCUUUACCUGGGGGAUAAAGAGCUCAACAUUGUCAGCUACUCCCUGCUGGUGUCAGUGCUGGAGUACCAGACUGCUGUCAUGCGGCGGGACUUUGGCAUGGCUGACAAGGUCCUUCCUACUAUUCCAAAGGAGCAGAGGACCAGAGUAGCACACUUUCUAGAAAAGCAGGGCUUCAAGCAGCAAGCUCUUACUGUAUCUACAGACCCUGAGCAUCGCUUUGAACUUGCUCUUCAACUUCGAGAAUUAAAAAUUGCGUACCAGUUGGCAGUGGAAGCAGAGUCAGAACAGAAGUGGAAACAGCUUGCGGAACUUGCCAUUAGUAAAUGUCAGUUUGGCCUGGCUCAGGAAUGCCUCCACCACGCACAGGACUAUGGGGGUCUGUUACUUCUGGCCACUGCUUCAGGAAAUGCCAGUAUGGUGAACAAGCUGGCCGAGGGUGCAGAGAGAGAUGGCAAGAAUAACGUGGCCUUCAUGAGCUACUUUUUACAGGGCAAGCUUGAUGCUUGCCUGGAGCUCUUGAUUAGAACUGGACGGUUGCCUGAAGCUGCCUUCCUGGCCCGGACUUACUUACCCAGUCAGGUUUCAAGGGUGGUGAAACUCUGGCGAGAAAGCCUCUCAAAAGUCAAUCAGAAGGCAGCAGAAUCCUUGGCUGAUCCAACUGAGUAUGAAAACCUCUUCCCUGGAUUAAAAGAAGCCUUUGUAGUGGAAGAGUGGGUGAAGGAAACACAUGCAGAUUUGUUGCCUGCCAAACAGUACCCACUGGUCACGCCAAAUGAAGAGAGAAAUGUCAUAGAAGAGGCAAAAGGCUUCCAGCCUUCAAGAACUGCAGCUCAACAGGAACUGGUUGGGAAACCUACUUCUCCCACUCUUAUCAUUGAGACCUCACAAUCAGCCAAAAAGGAUGAAAAGAAUUUACUUGAACUGGAAGAAGAUUUGGAUAAUUUGGAACUAGAAGAUAUUGACACAACAGAUAUCAACCUGGAUGAAGAUAUUUCGGAUGACUGAAAGUAAUAUUUCCCAUUUACCCGACUGAAUAGAUCAUUAUGGCUAGAUCUGAUCAUCACACCAACCACAGUGCUUUGGACUUUGAGAAACUCCUAAAGUUUUUAUAUGUGAACACUCUGGACAAUUGGGAGGGAGAUUCUUCAUAGUAGUUAUGAGCAGUAUCCAAAUCCCUGUUUCCUUGUUAAACUAAACAGACAUGAGCUUAAUUUUUUUUCAUAUUGUCAUUAUCAUAAUCUCAUAAACUCUUAAAUUAA
Suncus etruscus (white-toothed pygmy shrew) is the source of this 3073-nucleotide messenger RNA. It is a transcript of the gene COPB2, whose product is annotated as COPI coat complex subunit beta 2. The record is from RefSeq and is a predicted model, not a curated record. NCBI's taxonomy places the organism in Eukaryota, Metazoa, Chordata, Mammalia, Eulipotyphla, Soricidae. The coding region runs from base 99 to 2819 and encodes 906 amino acids. Gene Ontology annotation, cellular component: COPI vesicle coat. Gene Ontology annotation, biological process: endoplasmic reticulum to Golgi vesicle-mediated transport; intra-Golgi vesicle-mediated transport; intracellular protein transport. Gene Ontology annotation, molecular function: structural molecule activity; protein binding. The transcript has 22 exons.